Molecule: messenger RNA, 2678 nt
Organism: Scleropages formosus (Asian bonytongue)
Lineage: Eukaryota; Metazoa; Chordata; Actinopteri; Osteoglossiformes; Osteoglossidae
Gene: st3gal3b
Product: ST3 beta-galactoside alpha-2,3-sialyltransferase 3b
Exons: 14
Coding region: 505-1734 (409 amino acids)
Molecular function (GO): sialyltransferase activity
Source: RefSeq, a predicted model, not a curated record
UGUGCGUGUGUGCGCGUCUGUGCGCGUGUCGCCGGUAAUACUGGCGCCAACGGAACACGUCGCCACGUGACUGUUAGCGACGCUGUCACUGAGCUGCGUGGGGGAGCUUUGACGCGGGACCAGAUACGGGACCUGAUGCAUACCCACAGCAGCGAGCUCGCGCGGCGACGCGUCGCCACCAGGCAUUAACACGGAGCCGCACGCACACACCGCGCGUCUCGGGGUCCGGAGGACAUGGUGCGCCGCGGGCACCCGCUCGCCCCGCUUUCCUGAGUCACGGGUUCGAUCGGGGAGGAAGAGCGAAGGUAAAACGCGGCAGAGUGAAGACGACCGUGUGAUGAUGAUGAUGAAGUAAUGGGGCGAACGCGUCUACGGCACGGACGGCACUAACGCUACACUACGCGGCGACGAUCAUGGUGGUGAUGAUGACGGACUCUCUUUCGCCCCGCUAUCCGUCUCUUCCGCGAAGCAGGCGGUGAUGUAGUGCAUGGUACUGCGCGAAAGAUGACCAUCAUGAAGCCGACACGCAAACUGCUCUUUAUCCUGUGUAUCGUGUUGGUUCUGGGCUUUAUUUACUACUCGGCAUGGAAGCUUCACCUGCAUGUAUGGGCCCCGAAGACUUAUAAAGACCCCCAUUUACAGCCCUCAGUCGAAACAAAAGGCACAGCAGUCUCAGAUAAAGCUUUGUAUCCGUCCGUCAUGACAAAAGAGCGAACAGACGCAGACGCUGAGGUGGAAAAGGUGCUCUCCGUGGGACGAGGGGUAGGCCCAGUGUAUGAUAAACAGGGAUUCUUGCUGAAGCUGGAUGAAGAGCUGCCACCUGAGCUGAAGCUGAAAUACGGCAACCUCAGUAAAGGAGCCUGCAAGCCUGGUUAUGUAGCAGCCAAGAUGGCAGCCAUAUACCCAAAGUUUGUAAAGUUAGCCCCUAUGUUUCUCGACCAGAAUUACAAGAGGUUGGGGAAGAUCAACAAUUAUUUACCUCCAUUUGGAGUGAAAACCCAAGAUAGUAUCAUAGAUGUCAUUUUAACUGCUACAAAGAAAUAUGGACUCGACAAAUACUUGGAAAGUUUGAAGUGUAAAAGAUGCAUUGUAGUUGGGAACGGCGGCGUUCUCGCAAACAAAUCCCUUGGGUCCCACAUCGAUGGCUACGAUGUUGUUGUGAGGUUGAACCAGGCACCAGUCAGCGGCUAUGAGAAGGACGUGGGGUCCAAAACCACCCUUCGGAUUACCUACCCUGAGGGGGCCUUCCAGAAGCCAAAACACUACGAGAACCACUCACUCUUCGUCUUGUCCGCCUUCAAACCCCAAGACUUCAAGUGGCUCCGACAGAUGGUGUUCAAGGAGAAGCUGCAUGUUACAGAAGGCUUCUGGAAAUCCGUCGCCAACUACGUUCCCAGGGAGCCAGCCGACAUGCGCAUCCUCAAUCCGUACUUCAUCCAGGAGGCUGCCUUUCAGUUCAUCGGCCUGCCGCAGAACAACGGCCUUAUGGGGAAAGGGAAUAUUCCAACACUCGGGACCGUUGCCAUAACAAUGGCUCUUCAUAAUUGCGAUGAGGUUGCUGUGGCCGGAUUUGGAUACGACUUGAACAACCCGAAUGCCCCACUGCAUUAUUAUGAGCCGGUUAAGAUGUCUAUCAUGAAAGAGUCAUGGACUCACAACAUCUCAAAAGAGAAGGAGUUCCUGCGCAAGCUGGUGAAAGCCAAGGUCAUCAUGGACUUGACCAACGGCAUCUGAGCGCCUCGCGGAACCACCCACUCAUGAAAGACACCGCACAAGAAGGAGCCAGGAGAAGAGAAAGGAGGGAGGGAGAGUGGAGGCGUGUGCCUGUCUUUGACCCCCUCUCCCCAUCCCCGCCUCUCCUCUGGCAGUUAGACUGACUUCUCACCGGGAUGGAAGGAUGUGUUCCCCUCAAUUCCCCAUCCCCUGACCCGACCCAACCCGACCCCACCCCACCCCACCCCACCCCACCUUACCCUACCCCCCAACCACAGAGACGUGUGCCUUCAGACCGAAACUGCUUUGGAAGACCACAGACGGGGGUGUUCUCCUUCAGGUCUGCCACAGCGGGCCUCCAUCAGCCUGAACCCGUUUGUGAACGGUACUGACACAGAUAGGGAGGUAGCAAACGAAUCUGCGAGAUCGUGAUUUCUUUGUGCCAAAUGUACCUCUGGAGGAGGCGGCCUCCUCAAGUGCUUGAAUGUAUUCACUGUGUAAACGUCAAAGAUUUACAGUGCAUUUUAAUGGCUUGCAUCGCCCCUCGGUACUACUUCCAUAGGAGUGCCUCCGUCCGGGCAAUACUGUACAUAUCCUGCCCCUGUCUGGGAAGAAGGGCAAGAUGCAGUCCUUUUUAAUCCCUCGUAUUUUACCUGGUUAGUUUUAAGUUGGUUGAAGUUUUGAUUUUAAGAUUUAUUUAUUUUCAUACAUACACUUUUAGGCUGCUUUGCGAGAGUAAGACAACUUUGCUGAGAAACUGAAGGCUGCUGACUGGAUGGGCCACCAUAAUGUGCUUCCCAGUAGUGUUCAUGGGCAGCAUUUUAUAGUCGGUAGGAGUCCACAGGCUGAGACCGAUCUGCUGUAUGGGGGGGGGGAGCUGUCAGUAUUAUUCAGAAACACUACAUGUCUUUGUUGUUGUUCUUUCUCUGAAAAAAAAAAUAAAUUUCUAAACUUCCUUCUGGAAA